Messenger RNA from Diachasmimorpha longicaudata, 1249 nucleotides. Its product is annotated as STAGA complex 65 subunit gamma-like. Gene Ontology annotation, cellular component: SAGA complex. Bases 220 to 1116 code for a protein of 298 amino acids. The transcript is spliced from 7 exons. The record is from RefSeq and is a predicted model, not a curated record. NCBI's taxonomy places the organism in Eukaryota, Metazoa, Arthropoda, Insecta, Hymenoptera, Braconidae. Gene Ontology annotation, molecular function: protein heterodimerization activity; transcription coactivator activity.
UGUUUCUUUGUUGACCAAUCGCCUGGUAACACCAAGGGGUGGGAGAAAUUGUGCUCAUGUGAGAUAUGUGUAAAUAUUUUACAAAGUUCUUGUGAUAACAUCAAACAUGAUACCGAAAUUUAAUCAAAGCUGAUGAUAUGGAUCAAUUAGUCCAAUCCAUUUGAAAUCAGAAUCGUUUGAGGGUUUUGGAGCAUCAAUUCUAAUGCUAUUCCAGUAAAUAUGAAAUCGAGUAGGAACCUGAGCGCCGGAGCACAUUGGGGAGAAUUGCCUGCCAGGGAGACUCACAAACAGGAAGUUAUUACUCCGGAUAUUAUUGAAAAUAUAUGGAGGCAAGUGCUGGAUGAUUCCAAUGGAGCUGACUGCGAUUAUCAGACCGAGAGGCAGACGGAAUUUAUUCAACUAUCUAUGGAUAAUCCUCAUGUGCUGAAUACAAUUCAACUUCAUAAUCAACUAAGUUCAAUGGACGAGGGAACAGUCAUUCGAGGAGUAUCAGAAGUAGAUGAACAGGAGUAUCCACAGAGGAGAAAACCAUCGAAUCCAUUUAAUUUUCUGUCACCCAGACCAAACAAAGCAGAGUUGAAGAAUGCCUCAAUUGUGCAUCAUUUGAAACCGGCGACAGCAAGGAAUUUAUUAAAACACGCUGUAAUUGUCCUCUCAGCGCAUUUAGGAUAUCAAACUGCUUCUGAUAUUGCCAUUGAGACGCUAACAGACGUCGCUGAUCAUUUCUUGAGAAAAAUGACGUUGCUUCUGAAGGUUGCCUCUGAACAGAGUGAGCAUGGCUUUCCGGACACCGUAGAACGUGUGCUCGUUGAAACUGGUAUUGGUGGUGUAGCCAAUCUCCAUGAUUAUUACCAAAAUUACGUGCUAUGUAAUGAAAUCAACGUCAAGCAUGAAGUAGAGAUGAAAAUGAAGGAACAGAGGGAAAUGGAGCUCAAUGCGAAUGUGAAAAUGGAACUCGACGAAGGUGUAAAUAAGAUACAAUUUGAGGAACUGGACGAGUUCGGUAACACCUUCAGAGAAGCCCCAACGCUCCAGCUGCUUGACCCCGAUAUGGGCUUUCCUCCGAGCCUCGAUGCUGGUUUCCAUAUCCUCCAGAGUCUCGAACACGAUGAAUAAUUAUUUAAUUAAUUCAAUAAUGGGUCAACUAAUUAAUCAAUCAAUUAUAUAUUUAAUUAUUAAUUGUACUUUACUUUUUUAUUUAUGAAGGUAACAAUUUACCGGACAAUAAACGAAUGAUUUUUUAUACAAA